Messenger RNA from Parascedosporium putredinis, 2175 nucleotides. Lineage: Eukaryota; Fungi; Ascomycota; Sordariomycetes; Microascales; Microascaceae. The record is from the annotation of a GenBank genome assembly.
AUGCUCAGUGACCCCAGCCUUGGCUCAAUUCUGCUCGCGGUUGACGCCCUUGACGAAUGCAUCGUGGACCAAGAGCGCCUCCUCAAACUCAUCGUUCGCACCACCACGUUGUCUCGAGUGAAGUGGGUGGUCUCUAGCCGAAACAAGGAUGAGAUUGCCAAGAGCCUCCAAGUUGAGGCGGGGAUGAAAUUGUCCCUGGAGAUCACAGAGAAUGCACAGCAGGUGGCCUCUGCCGUCAACAGUUUCAUCGAUCACAAAAUGUCAGAGCUACGAUUGAAUGAGAAAAUUUCAAGCCAAGUGCGGGAUGCUAUGAGGGAAAAGGCAGACGGUACAUUUCUCUGGGUCGCCCUCGUUUCUGAAGAGCUCAGGAAAGCAAAAAGUUGGCGCGUGUUGCAAGUCGUUCAGCGCAUUCUUAGUGGCUUAGUCGGUCUCUAUGAUCGCAUGAUCUCCCAAAUCGAGCCAGAAACAGGGGACGAAUGGGAUCUUUGCCGACCUGUACUGGCAACGGUGGUGUUAACAUAUCGACCUCUCGCGCUUGCUGAGCUCGGUAUCCUAUCGGGACUGCCCGCGGAAAUAUCAGACUAUCCGGAACACGUGCGGGACGUCGUCGUCUCCUGCGGCUCCUUCCUCACGGUCAAGGAUGAACAUGUGUAUGUCAUCCACCAGUCAGUGAAGGACUACUUGAUAUCUAGAGCCAGUGUUUUUCCCGGUGGCAAAGAGGAGGUGCACCGGUCUUUAUAUCUCCAGUCAGUCGAGGCCCUAGGCGGCCGACUUCGACGUGAUAUCUAUGGUCUCGCGCAACCCGGUAUACUCAUUGGCGAUAUUGACCCACCGGACCCGGACCCAUUAUCCGCGAUACGCUAUAGGGAUCUCGAUGAUGAGGGUCCAGUUUUCAGCUUCCUCAAGGCCCACUUCCUCCACUGGCUCGAGGCGAACAAAGACACGACUAUCAAGAUCUGGGAUGUGGAAACGCGUAGCGACAUUCAAACGUUGAGAACCUUCAGCCGCAAAAUUCACGCAGUGGUGUUCUCCCAUGAUUCUAAGGAGGUGGCUUCAGCAGAUAGGAAUAUUAUCAAGAUCUGGGAUGUGGCAACAGGCAGACUCGUCAAAUAUUUUGAGGGUCAUGGUUCUACAGCAUUAUCACUAUCAUUCUCACACGAUUCCAAGCAGCUAGCUUCAGGAUACGAGCACAGUCCUAUCAUGGUCUGGAAUGUGGCAACAGGCAGCUAUAUCUAUCUACUUAGGGGCCAUACUCGCCCGGUUACUUUAGUGACGUUUUCACAUGAUUCCAAGCAGCUGGCUUCAGGAUCUUCUGACACUAUCAAGAUCUGGAAUAUGGCAACAGGUAGCAUCAUCUAUACCCUGGGUCAUAGCCAGGUGGUUGCUUCGGUAGCAUUCUCGCAUGAUUCUACCAAGUUGGCUUCAGGAUCCCGUAGGGGCACUAUCAAGAUCUGGGAUGUGGAAACAGGAGGCGACCUUCGUACCUUUGAGGGUCAUCGUGGCCGCGUUAUCUCUGUAGCAUUCUCGCAGGAUUCCAAGCAGGUGUCUUCAGCAUCUGAAGACUGCACUAUCAAAAUCUGGGACUUGGUCACAGUCAGCGACGCUCAUACCUUCAAGGGAAAUGGGGACAAAAUCACAUUUAUGGAACUCUCGCCCGAUUUAACGGGCAGCGACAUUCACACAUUUCAAUGCAAUGACGAGAUUGCCUCAAUGGCAUUAUCGCAUGAUUUAAAUCAGUUGGCGGCUUCAACAUUCCGAGACUCCACUGUCAAGAUCUGGGAUCUGGUGACUGGAAACCAACACCGGCUUCUUGAGGGUGACCGUGAGGAGGUUAGGUCAGUAGCAUUCUCACAUGAUUCCAAGCAACUAGCUUCAGGAUCUAGUGGCGGCUCUAUCAAGAUCUGGGAUAUAGCAACAGGAACUGUCAUUUAUACGCUUGCGGGCCAGGACGGCUUCGCUGUAUCAGUUGCAUUUUCAUACGAUUCCAAGCAGCUAGCCUUGGGAUGUUAUACGGGUACUACCAAGAUCUGGGAUAUAGCAACAGGUAGCGACAUCUGUACCCUUGGAGAUCAUGAGGCAGAAGUUACCUCAGACAAUGGAUCACCUGGAAUGGGUCGCCAGUGCUAUGGCUACCUCGAGAUUACCAGCCGUCUGUGUUCUCAGUGUCGCAAGUGA